Messenger RNA from Myripristis murdjan (pinecone soldierfish), 843 nucleotides. It is a transcript of the gene spcs3, whose product is annotated as signal peptidase complex subunit 3. Gene Ontology annotation, cellular component: signal peptidase complex; membrane. Lineage: Eukaryota; Metazoa; Chordata; Actinopteri; Holocentriformes; Holocentridae. The transcript is spliced from 5 exons. Bases 126 to 668 code for a protein of 180 amino acids. Gene Ontology annotation, biological process: protein targeting to ER. The record is from RefSeq and is a predicted model, not a curated record.
AUUAACUGUUCUGUACUUCCUGUUUGCGGUUCGCUCGGAGUAGCUAGCAGGCGGUUACAGCUAGCGGUGUACGGCCAGUCAUUAUUUGUUUCUUGUUGUUUUUGCGGUAGCUGCAUCUUCUGAGGAUGAACACGGUUCUGUCCAGAGCCAACUCUCUCUUCGCCUUCUCCCUGAGCGUCAUGGCGGCCUUGACGUUCGGCUGCUUCAUCACAACAGCUUUCAAAGACAGACGAGUUCCUGUGGACAUCCACGUCUCCAGAGUCAUGUUGAAGAAUGUAGACGACUUCACGGGGCCCAGAGAGCGCAGUGACCUGGGCUUCGUCACCUUCGACCUCUCGGCUGAUUUGCAGCCAAUUUUUGACUGGAACGUCAAACAGCUGUUCCUCUAUCUGUCUGCUGAGUAUGCUACAAAAAGCAACUCUCUAAACCAGGUAGUGCUGUGGGACAAGAUCGUCCUUCGAGGUGAAAACACCAAACUGAACCUGAAGGAGAUGAAGUCCAAAUACUUCUUUUUUGAUGACGGGAAUGGACUAAGGGCCAAUAAAAACAUCACGUUGUCUUUGUCUUGGAACGUGGUUCCCAACGCUGGAAUACUGCCCCUAGUGGCCGGAGUUGGACACGUCAGCCUUCCAUUCCCUGAUUCAUAUGAGACCACCAAGAGCUAUUAGACAGACAGACAGACAGACACACCCACAGACAAUAACAAAUACUGUACAUGCAGACACAUGGAAGGGAGACAGGCACACACACCAGUACUGAUGGCUCACACACUGACUUCUUCCAUAGAUGUAAAUUAAUUGUUUUUUUUUUCUGAUUUGUAAUAAAACCUCAGAUUAGGAACAA